AUGUCAUUGUUCGAUACGAGCCUUGUGGUCAAUGUUUUCGCUGGGGGUAAGAAGUUAUUUACCCGGGAUUCAUGCUUUUCUAAUUACACGAGUGAUUUGGAGCAUUAUAUUCGUGGUAGGCUUGGUUCCUCCAUUGCUUAUGAGGUGUGCUAUGCUGCUAUGCCGCUGGCAAUCUAUGCGCGUCUUAGAGUCGAGGUUCAUAAGAACGGAGAAAAAGCAUAUCGUCAGACUCUUGAUGUCCAAGGAAAAAUUGUUGCUCGUUAUAACAACACAGAUAGCACAAGCUCCACAUCGGGCGCCUGUGCGCUUCUUGAGAAGCAAGGUAGAGAAUGUGAAAGAGUUGAGAUUCAUCCGGUGUUCAGGAGGGGCAUGCUCACACUGUCUCGAUGUUGGGUGGCCUUACCUGCGUAUGCAUCUCUCGCCAUUGAUCUCGAGUUGUCGGAAUUCGGAACUCAGAGAAAGAUCCUUACAGAAACAGCAGAAUUUCGAGUUAAUUAUCAUAAUGGAGGGUCUAUGGUGUUUGUCGUAAAUGACGAAACAGCUAUCAAAAUUUGUGUGGGAUGGAAAUCACCUAUGCCACAAGCAAGAAGCAAAAGGGAGGAAGAAGAUACUAGUGAUGAUGAGUCGGAUGAUGAUGAUGAUGAUGAUGAUGAUGAUGAUGACGAUGAUGGCGGCAAUGAUGAUGAUGAUGAUGAUGACGACCAAAUGAAUGAGGUAUCCCAUCGUGAAGCACCUACGAGCCGCCUCAGGAGUGCUUCCUGGUAUGCGUUCUAUUCAAAAAUUUCUACUGGAAAUUCGCCAGAUGCAUUUGCUAUAUUUAGUUUCAUGAUUCUGCAGCCGCUUGAGGAUAGGCCAUUUUCAUAUUCCGCAGUGCAGAUUUUCUCAAUGUUCAUAGACCGAACAAAGUUCAGACCUCUGCAACUCUACGGUUCUGUUAUACUAUCAUCCCACAUCGGGAAAUCUCACCUCUUCAGCAGAGAAGCAAAGGAAGAUGCCUUUAAAUUGGAUGAGCAAGUGAAAACCAUUCGACCUCAAGGACACCGAGAGCAGCCUUCACAUAAAAGGCUACGUUCAUUGGGAUUUGAGAGGUGCGAAAUAUUGGGCGUGGAGAAAUCCUGAUUACGGGAGGAGAUUGUUUGACAGGCAGCUCUGUUCUUUUGUUCAAGGCAUGAACGGGUUUGCUGCUAUCCAUUAUACACUGUUUGAAGAAGCCGUCCAAGCUGAUGUGGAGGUUCUCUGCGUGCCUAAGACGGGAACAGGCAUGCCGCCGUUGUUUGCCCCAAGAUUUACGGGACUCUCGUUGCUCGAUACAAUAAUUAUGACUAUAGGACCCAAUAUAACAAGGAAUACUAUCAGGUUUGUCUCUUCGACAGGAGUCGAGAGGAUCCAGUGGAGGUGGGGCCUAGGGGUUUGGUGGCGCUCUCGAGGUGUAGGGUCGCCGUUCCAGUGAAGUCCUCGCUCGUUAUUGAAGCAAAUUUUAUUAGCGAUGGACAUGAUGGUGUUCCUCAUCAAGUGUUGUGCUCUAGGGAGUUUCGGAUUCGAGCUCGUGAUGAUGUGGCAAUCUUGGAGGGUGAUUGCUAUAAUUUCCAUGUUCCUGUGAAAUGGACCGAGUUUAGUCAUUAAGUUAUAUGUUCGUUCGACAAUUUAUGAAUGUUUUUUAUUUAAUUAUGGUAUCGUUGUUUUUUCCUUUUUCGAAAAAUUCAAGGUAGUGAUUGUCGACAUGUUUGUUAGUUUCGAUGCUUUUGAUAUUAAAACGUUGCAACCUAUGAUGUUGUUUUUAUAUAUAAUUUUCUUUCUUUC
Molecule: messenger RNA, 1800 nt
Organism: Striga asiatica
Lineage: Eukaryota; Viridiplantae; Streptophyta; Magnoliopsida; Lamiales; Orobanchaceae
Source: the annotation of a GenBank genome assembly